GGACAGAGCAUGAUAAUGUGAGAAAAAAGAUUAUAUACAUGUAUGUGUAACUUGGUCCCCAUGAUGUACAGUAGGAAAAAAUUGUAUUGGGGACAUAACAAUAAAAAAAAAAAAAGAAAAUUAUGAGAAGUCCAAAGUAAAAAGGGAAGAUGUUAGCUGUGCUGCUUAGAAAAAAGCAGGAAACUCAUUUACAAUAUGACUAAAAAUAUGUAGGACAUCUACUUGCUGUGGACAGAUAUUGGAAGGAAAUUGAGUUUAGGGCUGGGACGGAAGGUCCUCUUUCCAAGUAUAAAGCCAUUUGGCAUAAAUAAAAACUAAUUUUUAAAAAAUGGAUUUGGCUAUGCAUUGGGCAUUUUGCCAAGGACUAGAAGGCACAUGAGACAGUGAGGUUGACAUUUCUAAUUUGUCUGUGGGGAAUGGAGGCCUCUGCGCAAGUCUGUUGUGCCCUUCAGCUCCAAAUCAGCACCAGACCAACACCAGGUGUGUACCAGCACCACUGGGUGUCCCAAGCAAGCAAUUUGCUGAGAGGGGCUGCUGUCACCUUUUGGACUUCUGUUUGCCUUGGGCUCCACUUUCCUAACGACCCGGAUUCAGCAUUCCUGACUGUCUAGUAACUGAGUCUGCUCGGUGGUUGCAUAUUUAUUUGAGGCCAGCCCAGUUCUUAAGAUUUAACAGCAGAAAUUAUUCUUGAGAUGAUACUGCCUGGUCCUUCCUUCCCUUCCUCAGUUUGGUCCAGGCAGGUCCUGUCGUCAUCACGUUCAUUCUUAUUUUUAGAACCAUCAAUAGCAGAGUCACUUGGACUCUCCUCUCUGGAUGUCCUUAGAGCUGCAUAGAUCAGGCAUUGCCCACUCGCUGGUUGAGACCUCUUAGUUGCCACCUUACAUGCCAUUCAUCUUGAACGGAGCUUGCCAGAAUGGAGUUUGCUCACGCAUCUUCUCAUAGAUGCCCAUGUUAAUCAGCUUCAGUUAUCUCACUGCUGCUUACUUAGGCUCAAAGUCUCAGCACCCUGGGCUCUACUCAUGCAUUCACUGUCUGCAGGCCUCCAGUCCUUGACCUCUGGGCUUGUCUUUGAAGGGGGUAUUAACAGAGACUUCCUGUUCCCAAGGUAGAAGACUUGCACCCUUCAGUUGGAACAGUUAGGGCCUCCUGCCAUCAGGUUCCAACUUGCCUUCCAUAGCACAUCUACUGUUUCCUCUCCUGUGAAACUCCAUGGAAGCUGUGUCUUCUGGAUUGAAUGCAUUACAAGAAAUUAUUUCCAUUGCUAUAUACAAAGUAACAGGAGCAGAAUGCUACAUUCAUAGGAUUUGGUGCACCAAAUUGAGCUGCUCUGUCUUAUUUGACAGAGUACUUCCAAUUGGGGAGAUGGAUGUGUUUUAAAAGGAGCAUGCUUUAAAGCAUUGAUUGUUAAAACAGAACAAAACAAAGACAAACCUUUCUGUGACAGUAAAUUUCCAUCUGCACAUGGCUGAAAUACAGUUUGGAGAGACAUGGGGGUGGGGUUAGGGCGAAUGAUUGACAUUAACAAGGGAGGAGGCGGACAAUUGGUGGUUGUUGUAGUUUCUGUGUUCUGUAUAUUUUUUGUCCUCAAGUUGCAACCUCCCCCUCAUCCACAGCCUUUAAAAAAUGUGAUACUUAGUAAAUUUUCUUCCUUUGCCUCUGCCAAGACUUUACUGAAGCUUUUCUUUUCCCCAUAGUCAGCAACAAAAGGCACAGAAUUGUGUCUUUUGAGUUUUUGAGAGCUGUGGUUAUGACUGCUAUAUCCAAUAAAGGCAUAACCAAGAAUCGGGUUUUCACAUUCUGAAAACAAAAAUAUGAAAAUAAAUGUCUUUUGAUUAAUAUAUCAGCCCUACACAUGUCUUUUGUUCCAUCCAGGUAUUCCUUUAAUAGUUCUAUAAAGAAAAUACAGGGAUUUUUUUUGGUUUUGAAAAAUUAAAUGGUGCUUUAAUAAUGUUAAAGGUAUCUAGUAUAUCCCAGUAUUACAAUUAACUUUUUAUCUGCCCUGUUCCAGAGAGGAAUAGAAAGAGAAUUUUUUUCAAAACAUUCAGAGAAUUAAUAUGAAAGGGCUAACAAAAUUUAAACCUUUUAAUAUAUGUAUAUUUACAUCAAAAAAGACAUUUUUCUAAAUUCAUUGCAAUAUUUUAGAUGUAAUUCUUUGAGCAGUCAGAGCUUUUAAAUGUGUUUGAGAAGUGAAAUAGAGUAGUCACAUUUUCGGUAUACUCUAUUUAAAAUACAUGUUAUUCUUGUUUAUAUUUGAACAAUGUGUUAAAAACACAAUCCAUUCAUAGGAGAUUUUGCUUGUGCAGAUCUGAGUGGGAAUCAGUAGUUUCUUUGUUUGUCACUAUGGAAACAAGUCAGCCUAUCCCAAAUGUCGGUUAGAUCACGCAGAGUGAUGCUCACGUCUCAGUGUAACUUCAUCAUGGAGCAGGCUGGCGCUGACAUCUCCUCGCCUCCAGCUCUUCCCUCCUGGAAGCCCAGUGCCAUGCAGGAUCCACCCCGGAGGCUCUCUGCUGUGCCGUUCCUCAGCUCCUUUUUCCAGGGCCGACGACACUCUGCCUCCGACCCAAUAGUGCGGCUGCAACAGGGGCGGCACAGUUCUGCUGGCAAGAUGCUGUCCUCGUCCUCUCUCCAGGUGAUGGUGGCGGUGUCCUCUGUCAGCUGUGCUGAGAGAAACCCAACUUACCCUGGAAAAAGAAAUUCAGGACGUCCAACACCAAAGUAUACAAAAGUUGGAGAGCGUUUACGGCAUGUCAUUCCUGGACAUAUGGCCUGUUCCAUGGCAUGUGGUGGCAAAGCUUGCAAGUAUGAAAAUGCAGCCCGCUGGAGUGAGCAGGAGCAAGCUAUUAAGGGGGUUUACUCAUCCUGGGUCACUGAUAAUAUCCUAGCCAUGGCGCGCCCAUCCACUGAGCUCCUUGAGAAGUAUUGCAUCAUUGAGCAGUUCCAAAGCCAUGGUAUAAAAAGUAUCAUCAACCUGCAGCGUCCUGGUGAGCAUGCCAGCUGUGGGAAUCCUCUGGAACAAAAAAGUGGCUUCACAUACCUUCCUGAAGCUUUCAUGGAGGCUGGCAUUUAUUUCUACAAUUUCGGAUGGAAGGAUUAUGGUGUAGCAUCCCUUACCACCAUCUUAGAUAUGGUAAAAGUGAUGACAUUUGCUUUACAAGAAGGAAAAGUAGCUGUCCAUUGUCAUGCAGGACUUGGUCGAACAGGUGUCUUAAUAGCAUGUUACUUAGUUUUUGCAACAAGAAUGACUGCUGACCAAGCAAUUAUAUUUGUUCGAGCAAAGCGACCCAAUUCCAUACAAACUCGAGGACAGCUACUAUGUGUAAGGGAGUUUACUCAGUUUCUGAUACCUCUUCGUAAUGUAUUCUCUUGCUGUGACCCCAAGGCACAUGCUGUCACCUUAGGACAGUAUCUGAUUCGCCAGCGGCAUCUGCUUCAUGGAUAUGAGGCACGACUUCUAAAACACGUACCAAAAAUUAUCCACCUCAUUUGCAAAUUGUUGCUGGACUUAGCUGAGGACAGGCCAGUGGUAACAGAAGAUGUGGUGGAAGUACCUGGCCUCUCUGCUGAAAUUGAAAAGACUGUCUCUGAGAUGGUCACAAGGCAGCUGGAUAAAGAGUUACUGAGACAUGGCAGUGACGCAUCGGACUCUUUCACGCCUAAUGCAGUGGUGGCAGAAUUUUCAAAUCAGGGUGUGGUUCUUUCUGGUGAGCAAGAGUUUGACCCUCUCUGGAAGAGACGGAAUGUCGAGUGCCUUCAGCCCCUGACUCGUCUGAAAAGACGGCUCAGCUACAGUGACUCGGAUUUGAAAAGGGCCGAGUCACUUCUAGAGCAAGGGAGGCCUCCGUGGACAGGGCCUGCCCAGGUCUUGCCUUGCUGUAACUCCAGGCAGCAGAAGCCCAUAACCCGUUGUUACUCCCCACAGUCUCCACAGCUAGACUUAGAUAAGGAAACACUGCUCCACAAUGCAUUUUCUCUCUGGAAUCAGGCUAAAUUUGGAGGCCUGGAAGGACUCAAAGAUGACAGGUCAUCAAUUUUUCAUAGGACAGAUAUUCCAAAGGAGGUACAGCGAAGUAGAACUUUUUCUUCAGGUGUUUCAGGUUCAUAUAACCCUGGGGAACCAGUUACACCCAGCUUUGCAAAUAUCCCUAAGGAACCAAACUCUUCUCACCAGCAGGUAUCCCACUGUGGGUGUGAAACUCACAGUGGUUGUGGCUCAAGCUCUGUUGUGAAGGACGGUGAGACUUGCCACCACCCUGUGGACUGUGGCUCCAGUCCCAAAGCACAGGACAGCAAAGAUCUGUCUGAAGUCACUCCACACACGUCUUUACAGUCUGAGUUGAGUGUUGAAGCAAGGAGAAUGCUGGCAGCCAAAGCCCUGGCAGAUUUGAAUGAGUUUGCAGAAAAGGAGGAAGUGAAAAAGAAGGUAGAAAUGUGGCAGGUAUUUGUAUUUCAUUAAUUAUGUAUGGAUGGGAAAUAAUUUAUGUCAGAGCAAAAAUAAUACAUUUUCCCAAACUCAUUUGUUAGAGAAAUUUGAAGACAUGUUUGCAUAAUACUUAACUUUUGAACUUCAAGUUUCUCAGCUGUCAUCCCAGCUUGCUGUCAUCAAAACAGGGCUGUUUUGUAGGUUCAUUUCAGUCUCUGUGAAAGAAUGCAGUUAGUGCUUAAUGCUCAGCAGGGUGCGUGACUGAUCAAGUCAUCGAUGUUGAUUGAUGUCAGCAGUUCCUUCUUUCUUGCUGGGUUUGUGAAACUGAGGGGCAGAUGGACAGACCGCAGCAGACAGCUGUAGGAACUGACCUGAAGCUCCUCUGCCCUAACGCCUGGCAGGGAACCACUCACCAAGAGACAUAAAUAAGAUCAGAGACAAUUCUUUUUCAAAACUCAUCAGCCCGUGUCCAGGAAGGUCCAAAAGAUGAGUGAUAGGGACUCUGCUCAGCAUUCCCGCCUCAGACUUCCCAGUCCACCCCAGUAAGGCAGGUAUUGGAUUCUGGAAAGCAAAUGAGGAUACCCACAGAGUACCUCCAGUUCUACCCAAGAUUGUGGGGUCUGUUUCUUGGCUUUUAUUUAAAAUAGUAGGUGAAGAUUUUAAUUGUAACCCGUUUUUGUGUUGUACUUCAGUAGAAAGACAGUCUUGAAUCAGCCAUGCUCUCUGCCCAGAAUGAGCAUCUGGUCUAGAGAAAAGGCAGGCCUUAUAAACCAAGCUUUCAGAAACAGGUAAACUGCCCAAAUGUAGGCUGACCUGAGGGUUGGCUUGUUAACCCAUCAUCUGCUAUGAAUUAUUUGUGCAGCUCUUUUUCCACAUUCUGCCAUUAAAGCAAAGCGUGUACACUUUCUAAAAGGUCAGACCUUCCAGAGGCUGAGGCAGGAGGAGUAGGCGUGGAGCCUCACCCUCACUUGUAACUGUGUGACACUUACGCUUUCUUCUUCAGAAUUGUGUUUUGCUUAAGGAGUAGUUAAAUGUCUUGCUUUCUUCCAACAUGAAGUAUUUUCUUUAUUUCCUACACCAAACUGAACACAUCUUCCACUCAGCGGGCAAGUCUCUGCAUCGCUCUGAGCCACAGUGGCUAGCUGUAGGACCUCUGGUUUUCAGCUUACCGUCCCCUCAUGGGUCAGUACCCCCAUGGACCAGACUACUUGAACACAUAAUAUGUACAAAAGCAUCUAUAGAGGUUGAUACAGCCCUAUGGUUUGGAUAGGUUUGGUGUUUUUUUCCUUUCUAGAUUUUAUUGUGGUUCUUUCAGUAAUAAAUUAAUUGAAUUCUGGAAAAAGUAAAAAGAAUAUAUGAUUUGAAUAGCAUCAUGCCACCUGCGCUUCUACUAGACCCUUUCACAUCUAUUAUUUUAUGUGAUUUUCACAGUAAUCCUGUGAGACAGAUGACAUUAUUUACAGAUUUUGUUAAUUCUUAUGAAUUAAGUAUCACAGAUGGGGACGCUAAAGGCCAUAAGGGUCAUGUGAUACACUUGAGGUCAUGUGGUCUAGAUGCAGCAGAGCCAGGGUACAGUUCCUGCGUUUAAUACUUUGUCAUCCGUGAUGUUUUUCCUUACCCCAAUGGAAGAUUUCAGAAAAUAAGUGACGUAAUGGUCAUUUUACAAAAAGGGUCUUUGAGUCAUGUCAUUUCUGCCCAACAUAAAAUCGAAUAAAAGUCACUCUGCUUUUAUGUAUACAUGAUCUGUGAGAUACAGAGGACUAGCUGCAACUGAAAGUUUUGGCUUAUUUAUGAAGUAAUAAGGAGAAACCCAGUGCCGGAGGGCCCUGGUUGCAUGACAUAAACAUUACAGACUGGGGUUGAGCAGACGUUGAAUUGGGAAUACCUCCUUUUCCUCUUUCUCCUGGGCGAGUUACUUCAUCCUCCCUGAGCCCCCAGGACCUUCAUCUGUCAAGGGGCCUCCUUGGUGGGUUGCCAUAAGAAUCAUGGAUAAGUCUGCUCCUGGCGUACUGUAAGUUCUGUACAUACUGUAAGGGUGAAUGAAUGAAUGGUGGUGUUAAUUUUUCUGCUUAUUCCUAUUGUAAACAUAUUUUAUUUACGAAAACAUAAAUCGGAGCCCUGUCAGAAAUUAAAAUUCUCAUCUCUCCUGCUCUCUGUGAGGUAGUUUUAAAAUCUAUUUAAAUUAUCUACGCAUUUGGAGUAUUGGCAAGACUUCCUAGUUAUUUUACCCCAUUAAAUUUCAAAAUGCAGGGUUUGUUUAUUGAAUUCCAUGUAGGAUUCUAAAAAGGAAUUUGAAAGAAAUACAUAUACCACAUCUACCAACUUUUUUGUGUAGCACUUUGAAGUUUGCAUCAGAAGCGUUUCUUACCUCGGGUUAAUCUGCAGAUGUUCUCUUAUUUACACCUUUCCGUCGUCAUUCUCCUUCACCGCAGUGAGCAUUUUUGUUUUGUUCCAAGGAGCCUUGAAAGGAAAUGACCCUCUUGAACUGUUUCUGUAGUUGGUGAAUGAAGUGGAAAACUCCAGUUAACUAAGCCCUUCUCUGAACCAGGCGCUUUAACAGCCCUCUAGGUUAGUCAGGCCACCUGUAGGGCAGGAACAAAUUUCACAAAGGAAAACUGAGGCUUAGAGAAACUAAACGCCUUAGUUGAAGGUGCUGCCUGGAAGUGGGAGCUCUGGAAGCGGAGCCAAUCCACACUCAGUGCCUGAGACCUUAUUCUCCUGGACGCCUAAGGGUCAUCAGAUGUCCAACAGGGCCUGCCUCCCUUCCUCCUCUCUCCCUCACUUUGUGUCUCUCCCUCCUCUCUUGUCUCGUCCUGUCCUCUCCUCUCCUUUCCCUUUUCCCUGUCUUUCUUC
This is a messenger RNA of Sus scrofa (pig), 7273 nucleotides long. NCBI's taxonomy places the organism in Eukaryota, Metazoa, Chordata, Mammalia, Artiodactyla, Suidae. The record is from RefSeq and is a predicted model, not a curated record.